Amphiprion ocellaris (clown anemonefish) is the source of this 2451-nucleotide messenger RNA. RefSeq names its product glucosaminyl (N-acetyl) transferase 4a (gene gcnt4a). Gene Ontology annotation, cellular component: membrane. Gene Ontology annotation, molecular function: acetylglucosaminyltransferase activity. The transcript is spliced from 3 exons. Bases 205 to 1494 code for a protein of 429 amino acids. Lineage: Eukaryota; Metazoa; Chordata; Actinopteri; Pomacentridae. The record is from RefSeq and is a predicted model, not a curated record.
GCAGUGGGCGGACUGCUGCUGAGACGCUCCCCCUGACACUCCUGAGAACAGUCGCUCCAGUCUCCGAUGGAGCUCCUGACAUAACAGACGGAACGCAGGACCACGGCCCCAUGAAAGCGCUCGUUUUACAUGUGGUUCUCCUGUAACUGUGGGAGGAGUUUUCAUGGCGUGAGAGCUGCUCAAAGACCACCAUAGGGAGCAAGAAUGAAAAUAAGAUGCGCCCACUACAUUCAUAGAGUGAGACACAGGUGCUUCCUGCUUUCUCUAUCUCUGCUGUUGGUCUGUCUACUCAAGCUGGUCUACAUUAAAGGGACAGUGAGAGGCAGCGUCUACAUUGAGCCAUAUGGAAUUACUGUCAGCUUGUCCAGAAUCCAGAAUCACAGGUAUGAUGUCAACUGCACUGCAAUCUAUGAGCUUGACCCUGUGGAGAUAGGCAAAGCUCAUGUGAUAAAACGGAAGGCCAUUUUUGACAUGGAUGAUGAUAGCAUGGUCAGUUUGACCUCAGACUGCCAAACAUUUAUCAAAACAAGGGGUUACAAUGCAGUUCCAGUGUUGGAUGCAGAGCGGAGUUUCCCAUUGGCUUACACUCUUGUGGUGCACAAGAAUGCACCUAUGGUGGAGCGCAUUCUUCAUGCUAUCUAUGCACCUCAUAACAUCUACUGCAUUCACUAUGAUCAGAAGUCAUCUCCAGCAUUUAUAAAAGCCAUUAUAAACCUGGCUCAGUGUAUUCCACAUGUGUUCAUUGCAUCCAAAGUAGAGUCUGUGGAAUAUGCGCACAUCUCCAGACUCAAUGCUGACCUCAACUGUCUCUCAGACUUGCUGAGGUCAGAAGUCAAGUGGAACUAUGUCAUCAAUCUGUGUGGUCAGGACUUUCCUCUCAAGUCAAACUAUGAACUGGUUUUAGAGCUGAAGCAGCUGAAUGGCAGCAACAUGCUGGAGUCCAGUCGUCCCAGUGAACUCAAGAAACAGCGCUUCAGCUUUCAGCAUGAGCUGAAAAGUGUGCCUUAUGAGUACCAUCGUAUUCCUGUCAAAACCGCAGUGGCCAAAGAUGUUCCUCCUCACGGCAUCGAGGUGUUCAUCGGGAGUGCAUAUUUUGUUCUGUCAUGGGAUUUUGUGAAUUACAUUAGCAGCAGCCAGGUAGCGAAGGACUUUCUGGCGUGGUCUGCUGACACAUACUCACCAGAUGAACACUUCUGGGCCACUCUUGUCAGGGUGCCUGGGGUACCAGGACACAUUCCCAGAUCAGAAGCAGACAUUACAGAUUUGAGAAGUAAGACCAGACUAGUCAAAUGGAAUUAUUUAGAAGGAGUCCUUUACCCAGCCUGCACAGGUACACACAUGCGCAGUGUUUGUAUCUAUGGAGCUGCUGAACUUCGCUGGCUCCUUAACUAUGGCCACUGGUUUGCUAACAAAUUUGAUCCCAAAGUGGACCCAAUCCUGAUUAAGUGCUUGGAGGAAAAGCUGAUGGAAAAACGACAGUAUGCGCAAAAAUAGUACUGAGAGGAAGAGGAAGUGGAGCAAGGAGACAGUACUUUCAUAAUUUAUUAUGUUAUUAGCAAAGGUGCAACAUUACAGAAACAGAAAAAAAUGUGCAUCUAUAAUUAGUACAUUACACAAACAGUUACUCCUGGGAUGCAGGAAGUUUACUUGACUGUUGCCAUUUUUUCAGUUGUGUAUUUCAUCAGAAGACAGUGAACUUGUGUGUGACAUUUAUCUGAUGGUGUCUCAUCAGAUCAGGAUUUCUCAACCAAACAGAUGAUCAGGACAUAAAAUGUGGAUAGUAAUUUAUAUAACUGUAUACUAUAAGAUGCACGAUUGGAACCAGUAGCAACAUGACAACACUGAAUUAACAAUGCAACAGUAAUUUAACACAACAAAAUCUAUUCUUUUACUUUUGUUUAAAAGGUACAUUAUGCUAAUAUUAAAUUUACUACCUGGAACUUUACCUUUAAUUAAUUUACUUUAUAAUAUGGUAUUGGUAAGGGAUUUGAAUAUGCUUUCAACUGUUGCUUAUCACUGUCACUCUUAACUUUUCAAGGUAUUUAAUUAGCAACAGAAUGAAAAAAGUGCCUCUGUUUUAACAUAAUAAUAGCUUAUUUCAACAAGUGUCAUUCUGGAAACAAGCCCGUUGGCCAUCACAUCCAAAAAAGUACAAAGUCGAAAGAAAGGAGUAGACAUGCUCACUAACCAUGUUAUUCUCAUGUGUUCUGCAAGUUAUACUCCAACAAGGACUAUUUAAAAAGUAUGAUUUGUGUGUGUGUGCGUGUGUGUGUGUGUUUUGUUUGUUUUGUUUUUUGCUGUAAAGACAGCAAUUGAUUAAAGCCUUUGAUCUCUGGUGAUCGUUUUUCUGGAUAAAAGUGACUCUUCUUAUUUAUAGUUCUUAUGAAUUGAUAAUAAAUUGUACAUCACACCUCUGAACAACCUUUGCCUUAUUAAAGAGUCAUGAAUGAA